AUGUCUGGCCAUGAGGACAUUGACGACGUUCGGCGCCACCACGCGCCCUAUGGCGCCAGGCACCCCAUACCCACCAUCUCCAAGUACCGCGAGGAGAAGGCAGCUCGCCAGGAUGCGGCGAUGAAGGCGGAUGAUGACGAGCAGGGCGUGACGGAUACGACGGCUGCGCUUGGAUCAGGGCAGCUGAGCAACAAGGACAACGAGCAGCAAGAAACCCAACAGCAGCAUCACGAUGGUGAUGAGCAGCAGCAGCAACAAGACGACACACCCAAAGACACAUCCGAGAUUGACCCAGGGGCCGCAGACCCGAGGCAGCGCAUGAAGGAAAUCAAGUCCAGCAAAAAGGGCAAGGAUGGAAACAAGAAAGAGAGAGCAGAGCGUGAGGUCACGGAUCCGGUGACCCAUUUGCCCAUUACCAUCCAUGACUUCACCGACCAGGCGCUUGAAAACGUGGACAUGGACAAGUCGUAUCCACAGUCAGAUGGUAUCCAGCACACGACGUCUGGGCUCAGCGAGAAGGCCAAGGGGGAGAAGCUCUCCAAAGACAAGACCAGACUACAGCAGGACCAUGGAGAGCUCGUGCAUCGUUUCCCGCCACCCGACUUUGAUGCCCUGCGACAGGAGAUGAGCACCAUUGCCAACAAGGGUAUUACUUUCGGCCUGAUUGGGUUGGCUGUCAUUACUUUCAGCGGUGUCGUGUUCAGCAAAUUCAUUCACCAAAAAGAUGGUUCCCUGUCGAGCGCGGGCAAGGUCACCUGGUUCUCGCUGAUGACGGUGGGCAUUGGGGGCGCGGCGGUUCUCACGCUCGCCGUUCGUGACUGGAUCUCUAGGCGCAUCAGCAACGUUUUCGAGGACGAAGUCUGGGAGGCGCAGCGCGAGCUCGUCAACUCGGACGCUCGCAAGCACGAGACGGAAACAACCGUCUGGCUCAACUCUCUUUUGGGAUCGGUCUGGCCCAUGAUCAACCCUGAUCUGUUUGCCUCGCUCGGCGACACCCUCGAGGAUGUUAUGCAGGCAUCGCUGCCCAAGCUCGUCCGCAUGGUGAGCGUCGAUGAUAUCGGGCAAGGUAGCGAGGCGAUCCGCAUCCUCGGCGUCCGCUGGCUGCCCCGUGGUGCCGCGACCGAUUCCGUCACCCAAGACGGCGGGUUGACAUCCGAGCAGCAGACCGAUCAGGGCAAAGAUGGCGAGAAGGAUGACAACACGGACGGCGAGGGCCAUGAGAUCCAGGAGGGCAUGGAGGCUGAGGACGGCGAGUUCAUCAACCUCGAGGUGGCCUUUGCGUAUCGAUCCCGCUCCAGCUCCGACUCCAUGAGAUCACGCACCAAGGACAUACAUCUCUGCCUCGCCUUCUACAUGCCCGGCAACCUCAAGCUCCCCGUCUGGGUGGACCUCCGCGGCAUCAUCGGCACCGUCCGCCUGAGGCUACAGCUGACCCCUGACCCGCCGUUCUUUGAACUAUGCACCCUCACAUUCCUCGGCCAGCCCAAGGUCGACCUCAGCUGCACCCCACUGACGAAGCAUGGCCUGAACAUCAUGGACGUCCCCUUUAUCAGCAAUUUCGUGCAGGCCUCCAUCGAUGCAGCAAUGUCGCAGUACGUGGCGCCCAAGAGCUUGGUCCUCAACCUGAAGGACAUGCUGGCAGGAGAGGACUACAAGAAGGACACGACUGCCAAGGGCAUCUUGAUGAUCCGGAUUGUCCGAGGCUACGACUUCAAGAUGGCCGACACUGGUAUUCCCCUGGUCAAGGACGGGUCUUCCGACCCGUACGUCUCUGUCGGCUGGGCCAAGUUUGGCAAGGUCCUCUGGAGCACACGCAUCCUCAUCUCCGAGAUGGAGCCCCACUGGGACGAGCACUGCUUUGUGCUCGUGACGGACGAGGAACUCAAUGUCGACGAGCGUAUCCGCAUCCAGCUCUGGGACUCUGACCGCGUGAGCGCGGACGAUGACCUGGGCCGCAUCGAAGUGGACGUUAAGGAGAUUAUGAAGAACAAGGAGUCCAACGGCCGUAUGCAGAAGCGCACGGAAGGGUUCAGGGCGCUCAAGCCCGGCGAUGGUAUGCCAGGCAAGCUGGAGUGGGAGGUUGGGUACUUUUCCAAGACGAGGCUGCAGAAGUGCCAGUACGAGCACCAGAGCUACGAUCCCGAGAUCCGCAGCCUCGACGACCUGAAGAGCAAGGUCAACGCCAGCUGUGAGAAGAAGCUGCGGGAGGCGAUGAUCAAGGACGGCAAGGGCGACAAGGACGAGGACAAGAGCGAGCUGGACCAGCUCAAGGAGCAAGAGUUCAAGGCCACGGAAGAUGCCAUGAUCAUCUCUGCGCCCCCGCCCGAGGGCUACCCCAGCGGCGUCUUCAGUCUGCAGAUCCACAACAUCAUGGGUCUCGAGCUGGGCCGGCUUAGCAAGGACAAGUCGGACAAGGCUAGCGACGGGACAGACGACGAGGAGACGGGCGAGAGCCUGCCGAGUGCGUACUGCACCAUCAUCAUCAACCACCGCAAAGUGUACAAGACGCGCACCAAGCCGCAGAACUCCAAGCCCUUUUUCAACGCGGGCACGGAGCGCUUCGUAGGCGACUGGCGCGAGUGCGAGGCGUACGUGUCGGUACGCGACUCGCGCGUGGACGAGGACGACGCCCUGCUGGGCAUUGUGCACCUCCCGCUGUACGAGAUCUUCCGGGAGAAGUCGCAGCUGAUGGGCACGUGGCCCCUUGCCGGCGGCAUCGGGCACGGCAAGAUCCGCCUGUCCAUGGUCUGGCGCAGCGUGCAGCUCCAGGCACCGCCCAACCUCCUGGGAUGGGACUGCGGCACGGUCGAGGUGCAGCACAUUGCGCGCUUCACGGGCCUCGACGAGACGCUGCAGCAUGCGCGCCUUAAGUUCAAGACAAACCUCGACAAGGGCAAGAUGUACGCCAACAGGGAGGAGAAGAAUUGGCACACAAAGAGGGACCAGAGCCUCCGACUGGCCGUGCACAGGCGGUACGCGAGCUGCAUGUCCAUCUCGUUCAAGACCAAGGGGGCGUUCAAGGACGACACGGUGGCGUUCUGUGUGCUGUGGCUCAAGGACCUGCCAGACGAGGAGCAGCAGGAGCUGGAGCUACCCGUCUGGAAGGGCGAUUUCAAGCGCGCCACGGCGAACUGCGUCGACGAGCCCGGCGAGCGCCUGGGCACGGUGACGUUGACCGUGACGUUCUGGGCUGGCCUCGGCGGCGCGCACUCGGGCUGGGCGAACAAGGACCCCAACCUGCGGGAUGUGGUGGAAGUCAUCAACGUGGCGCAGGACAACCACGAUUUCGACAAGAUGGAGCGCAAGGCGGGCAUUGUGGACGAGGAGGUCUCGUCCGACAGCGACUCGUCUGAUGAGGAGGGCGACGUGCCCGACGGCAGUGCCGGGCAGAAGCAGGGUCCCAUCGACCAGGCCAAGGACUAUAAGAGGCGAGAGCAAGGGCUACAUCGCCAGCACAGAGGCCUCAUGCAGUGGAAGAUUCCGCGCACAGCCAAGUGGGUGAAGCACAAGGCGGAGAGCGUGGGCGACAAGGUGGAGGGCGUCUUUGAUCGCAAGACGGGCCAGACGGGGAUUGAGACGGAGGUUUGA
Emericellopsis atlantica is the source of this 3588-nucleotide messenger RNA. RefSeq lists its product as uncharacterized. The transcript is spliced from 2 exons. Gene Ontology annotation, molecular function: lipid binding. The record is from RefSeq and is a predicted model, not a curated record. NCBI's taxonomy places the organism in Eukaryota, Fungi, Ascomycota, Sordariomycetes, Hypocreales, Bionectriaceae. The coding region runs from base 1 to 3588 and encodes 1195 amino acids.